UAUCUUAAUGCUGACUGGUGAAAUUUAAUCUCUAUCUCCUUUCCCCCUCUGCUUCUCUCUCCUAAAGUAAUUUAGACUUAUCUCUACUUCCUUAUCAGUCACUGGGUGUGAUAUUCAACUUUUCUGUGUCUACUAGAGCUUAGUCCUGGUCAUUAAAAAAAAUGUCAGGAUUCUUGGACAAGACAGCCAGAUGUAGGAAUUAUGCUGCAUUUGGCUAUGUGGAGUGUGGUCCAUGCACUGGAAAGAAAAACACAGGAUUUCUCAAGGACAAGAUCUGCUCUAGGCAUGAUAAGCUGCUAGAGGUUUUCUGCUGCUUGGAUCAGCAGUGUAUCUGUGUAAAGUGUUCAUUGGAUGAUCACAAAGGACAUACAAUUGUAUCUGCUUCAGAAGAGAGAACGGAGAAACAGAGCCAGCUGGUUGAGGCAAAGAUGAAAUCACAGCAGAGGAUCAUGGACAGGAAAAGGGAGCUUGGGGAACUGCUGAAAGCUGUGGAGUCUCACAAGCUGUCUGCACAAGUAGCACUGGAGCAGAGUGAGAAGACCUUUUCUGAGAUUAUUUGCUUUAUUGAGAAAAAACGCGCUAAGAUUCAGGACCUAAUUCGAGCUCAGGAGAAGAUUGCAGUAAGCCGAGCCGAAGGCCUCCUGAAACAGCUAGAAGAGGAAAUCUCUGAGCUUCAGAGGCAAGACGAAGAGCUACAGCAGCUCUCUCUAACAGAGGAUCACAUUCACUUUCUGCAGCGUUAUGUAUUUCUCACUGCCACACUUGGAUCUUCUGAUUUACCCAACAUCACUGUUAGCUCUGUCAUCUCCUUUGAGGAAGUAGCAAAGUCUGUAACUGAACUAAAAAAGCAUUUGGAAGAUUUUUGUAAAGCAGGCAUGGAGAAAAUUGAAAACAGAGUGAAGCAAAUUCAAAUCCUUACACCCAUGACCAGAGAGGAGGUCCUGCAGUAUUAUUGUGAGCUAACCAUGGAUCCCAACACUGCAUACAGACGCCUCAGCCUGUCCGAGACCAACCGAGCAGUGUCCAACUAUGACCAGGACCUGCCUUACCCAGAUCAUCCAGAGAGGUUUGACUGGCCCCAAGUGUUGUGUGAGCAGCCUGUGUGUGGACGUUAUUACUGGGAAGUGGAGUGGAGUGGCAGAAAUGGUGUUAACAUUGCUGUCUCAUAUAAAAGCAUCCGUCGAAAGGGUGGCCGCAAUGAGUGCUGGUUUGGCUGCAGUGAUCAGUCGUGGAGGCUGUACUGCUCACCUUUUAGAUAUGCCUUUAGGCAUCAUGGCAAGGAAACAUACAUCCCCAAAAGGAACAACUCCACCAGGAUUGGUGUCUUUGUUGAUUACAAUGCUGGGACACUGUCUUUCUACAGUAUAGCUGAAAAAAUGAUUCUGCUCUACAAAGUGCAGUGUGAGUUCACAGAUCCUUUGUAUCCAGGAUUUACUGUGUGGCCAGGAUCCAAACUGACACUAUGUUGUCCUAUAGAUUUAAAUAUAGAUUUUUAAGGCCAGAUAACAGUUUUCUUAGUCCAGUUCACAGAAGCUAGUUCAUGUUUCUGUUCAUGUUUCUAGCUUACAGCAAUAUGCUAGCUGGCUCAGGUAUGCUGACACAAUGAUUUUAAAAUCACAUUGUGGAGGUAUAUAGAAAGUGCUUACAUGAGAGUACAGUAGAGAAGUUGGAGAAGAAGUACAUUUAUGAUACCUGAGUGCUUUGUUAUCAGCCAUUAUUGGCUUGAUAGUUUUAAAACACUAUUUAAUAACACUAUUUAUAUAACACUGUCAGUACUGUUAUGAAAAAUUAACCAAAUUGUUCUCUUUUACCUUUCCUGACAUGCAAUUUUAACACAUCUGUAUACCAUCUUGUGCUUAUGGCCUUAUAAAAUACCAUUGGCAAUGGCUUUCAUUCUCUUUCUUCUUCUAACCUUGUUCACAACCAGAUUUUUGAGCUAUUUGCAUAACAGCUUGUUACUAUGGUUAGAGAUAUUGAUAACACUGUUCUCUAAAGCUGGUGAAUCAGCUAUAAGUUAAUUAUAUCUUUAUUAUAUCGGUUAUGCCCAUAUAAUACCAUACUUAUAUAAGUGAAUUGUGAAUUAGUCAAUUUUUCAUUAGCUCUUAUGUACUGCAUGGGCUGGAGAGUGUUUCUUACCAUUAUCCCAUAUCAAUGCCAGGUGCCUAAGCAUCUCUUGCUAUGCAAUGGUCAACAACAUCUGGGAUGCCAGCUGUGGUUUAAGUCACUAUUUGCUGACCUACAUGUUGAUUGCUUUCUGUGGAUUAAUGUUCAGCCAUUUUUUAAUUCAUAAAGUCAUUUGGUUGUCUUUUGAGGAAACUCAAAUAACCAUGUAAAACAACUUUUAUUAUGAUGAGAUCACAAGAAAAUUAAGUUGUGACCAAAAGAAAACAUCUUGUUAUAUCAAGAUCACAAGAAAAUUGUUAUGAUCACAAGAAAACAAAAAAAGAAAAAAAUAUAUAACAAUGCAUGGCCGCUUAGGACUUCCGUAGAUUGGAUCUUUCUUUAAAUCACAAAAAUACACUCUGUCUAAAACUAAUAAGACAAUGAGUUCUUUUGGUGAAUAAGUCUUUGGAGUCUUUGAUGAAUAAUUCACAGCCCAACUUGAGAAAAUGAUUCAAAUCAUUUUCCAUUUUCCUGUAGCUGCUGGUAGGAUCUGCACAGUGAGGAUGAAUUUUAGAUCAUUAGUUCUUACAGCUCUAGGAUGUCAGGUCAUAAAAUAACAAAACUUUAUUUUAAAUGUUAAAUUUUUAUUCUUUUUAAACCUUUUGGUUGUUGCUUUAUUUUGAUGUUUUCAUUUUGUUGCAUGAUGAUUCAGUACAUUCUCCUGUCCUGUCCUGUUAGUAAAGAAAUCAUAAACCAUGAUGCCUUCACCAUGUCCUAAAAUUUAUUUGAUCAUUGUAUGGCUCCUAGGGCAAAAUUCAUAUAAACAUACCUCUAUUAGUAUCCAGAUUUCUUUUGUGUUUUAUAGGACAGUGUCUGACUCUAUUUACACAGGUUUUUAGACAAACUGUUUACAUACAUUUUAAAAUCUAAUCUAUAAAUGUUAAAACAUUGUAUAUGCUUUUGUGUGUUAUCAGUUAAUCCAGUGGGAUGAAUUUGUCUAUUAUUAUAACUUUAACUUUAACUUUAACUAAGCUAUAUAAUAAGGUAUGUUUUAAAGGAUGACAAGACUUUUCUUGUAAUUGGGUAGUAGGUAAGCAAGUAAGGAGGGGAUGGUAGAGCAUGGGCUAUCAUUACUUUUGCGAAGAACAUCUGGGAAGGAGGCAGGCAUUUACUGAUAAAUGCACAUACACUCACUGUCCACUUUAUUAGGAAUACCUGUACAUUCAUGCUGUUAUCUCAUUAGCCAAUCAGACUAAUCAAGACACCUUCAAAUAUGAACACACACAGUUCAGUUCAACUCAGCUGUGUGGCUCCCAUCUCUUUUGUAUUUAUCACCUAGCCACAGGUCACUGAAACACAAAACAGCUGUUAGAUAAUCACACACAGGUACAUGCUUACCAUCCUUACUGCUCACACUUCCACUCUCUAUUCACAAAUCAGCUCUUGACCAUGUCAUUGCUGCCACAACUAGGAUUUUGGGUAUUGUAGUAUUUGUAAUGGCAACAUGAAACUUAAAACUAGAGUAGUGUAUUCCUGGAGAAAUUUAGAAUGCUUAAGCAUGGUACUCCUCUUAAUGUUGUAUUACUAUGUGUUACUAGGAUAGCGCUACACAAUUGUUAUUGUAUUCCACAUGAUUGACAGGGUGUUGCAAGGCAGUUGCUAUUAAAAUUCCAGUUAAUUACUGGAAUGUUUCUUCUUCUGAACUGUGAGUGUGAGAGUCUUUUAAAGUCUGAGGUUGAGUGUGUGGCUGAUUGAACACAGGAGUAUUCAAUCAGUAGCUGGAUGGCUGUGAACAUGGAAGUGACUGAGUGUUCUGGGGAGUAUAGUCCAUGCCAUGAAACAGGGCAUGCCAUACUGUGGUGGAAGCUAUUGAUAAAAUGUUGAAAAAAUCUUCUUUUUUUGCAUUUUAUGUUAAAAUAAAUGACUCAUAUGUUAACAAUUAGAAUGUGUUCUACAUGAGUCCAUGUUCUGUCUAUUUUAUUUUAAAAAACAUAAUUUUCAAUCAUAUGUGUAGUCAGCACAAAUAAUCCACUGAAUACCAAGAGUUUUUGUUCAGUGCAAGCUCUGAACACUCACAAAUCCUUUUAUUUGAAGCAAAAAAAAAUGUAGAUACGAUGUUACAAUGUCACAUGUGUGUUGUGGUAAUUUGUGUGGG
Molecule: messenger RNA, 4258 nt
Organism: Hemibagrus wyckioides
Lineage: Eukaryota; Metazoa; Chordata; Actinopteri; Siluriformes; Bagridae
Product: tripartite motif-containing protein 16-like
Exons: 6
Coding region: 162-1496 (444 amino acids)
Molecular function (GO): zinc ion binding; protein binding
Source: RefSeq, a predicted model, not a curated record